This is a messenger RNA of Cyphellophora europaea CBS 101466, 1020 nucleotides long. RefSeq lists its product as uncharacterized. The record is from RefSeq and is a predicted model, not a curated record. Lineage: Eukaryota; Fungi; Ascomycota; Eurotiomycetes; Chaetothyriales; Cyphellophoraceae. Gene Ontology annotation, biological process: positive regulation of transcription by RNA polymerase II. Bases 1 to 1020 code for a protein of 339 amino acids. The transcript has 2 exons. Gene Ontology annotation, molecular function: DNA-binding transcription factor activity, RNA polymerase II-specific.
AUGGAGGGCAUCGGCAUGAUCGAUCCUGCCAGCCUGGAGGCUUCCGGAUACUAUCAAGACUACCCUACUCCUUCCACCACAUCUCAGGCCGAGUCCUCGCCACCCCCAACAGAGGCUCCUAAGAAGAAGCGGAAAGCUUGGGGUCAGCCAGUACCUGAGAUCAAACAGAUCCUGCCUCCUCGCAAGCGAGCCAAGACUGCGGAAGAAAAAGAACAGCGCAAGAACGAGCGCAUUCUUCGCAACCGCCGAGCCGCCGACAAGUCGAGACAGCGCCAGAAAGCCGCUGUUGCCGAACUCGAGCAGAAAACUGGUCGUAUCGUCAAGGAGAAUGCCCUGUUGCGCGAUUUGCUGGACAAGUACCAACAGCGCUUUGGUGUGCCAGAGGGCUUCCAGUUCGCCGAACCUGAAGACGAGGAGGUCGACGCCCCUUCACCAAUUUCUCUCAACAACGACGCCACGAAUCCCCUUGACGACUCACCAUACAUGACACCAGCCAUGACUGGUUCGCCUCAUCCCACCUUUUCUCAGACCGACUCAACGACCAUUGUGAAUCAACACUCUCCCACUCUCACACCUUCCUUGGUUGAUGCCUCCGACAAUCAAGCUCCUAAGUCAGAAGGCCUGCUCGAUAGCGCUCUGCCUAGCUUCACCUCCUCCUCCGUCCUGACACAUUAUCCUGCCGCGGUAAUCUACCAAGCUGCAGAAGCUGCUCUCCCAAGCGACUUCGCGCAAUGGCCUGAGCUAUCUGCUCCUGGCAAUGCACUACCUCACGAUUUUUCAGACGUUCUCAACUUCAACGCUCUGGCCGAUGUUCCAAGUUUUCCAGAUCUUGGAACAGAGAUUGGACGCGAACUCGGUGGAGAACACCUUCUCUUCAAUCAGCAACAGCUUUCCCCUGAUUCAUUCUUUGAUUUCGAUGCCUUCAACGUCGACGAGAAAAGCGGUCUUCCGCUUGAAACUUCUGAGCCGGCUUCUCGCUUGCAGCCCUCGCAUGGCGCGCCUAUUACUGGCAGCGACUAA